CUCCUGCGCUGGGCGCACCGCCCUCCGCCUCCGUCACCGCCCCCAGGACGUGCGGCCGCCAGCUUGCAGCGCCUCUUCCCCGGCUAGCGGCGCGAUGGGCUGCGGGAACUCCACCGCCACCAGCGCGGGCGCGGGCCGAGGACCUGCAGGAGCAGCUAAAGAUGCAACAGAAGAAUCAAUAAUAGAAGAUGACAAGAGGAGAAACUACGGAGGAGUGUAUGUUGGUCUCCCAUCUGAAGCUGCCAAUAUGGUAUCCAGUCAGACAAAGACUGUUCGGAAAAAUUAGAAGAAAAUACGACAGUAAUCAAGAGCUUGCUCAUCAGGAUUUAGAAGGAAAUUCGCCCCAUGGGACGUUGUAAAGUGCACAGACAUUUCCAAGGGAAUUCUAAACAGUUACCUACCGUCCUACCCCAAAUUCUUAAGUCUACAGUUAAAACAAUGGGUGCACGUUGAUGGUGUGGUCCCAGGAAGGAAUUGGUUACCCAGUACACUCGUGUAUGGAACUGGCUGUGGUCCACCUGUGAGAGACACGCUAACAAACCGUUGUUGCCCUUCCAGCCUGUUCUCCUCCAGCACCAUUUUCACCCUGGCCGUUCAACACAGUUCAAGAAGAUCAUGUCUUUUCACUGA
Messenger RNA from Rhinolophus ferrumequinum (greater horseshoe bat), 630 nucleotides. RefSeq names its product chromosome 17 C12orf75 homolog (gene C17H12orf75). Lineage: Eukaryota; Metazoa; Chordata; Mammalia; Chiroptera; Rhinolophidae. The record is from RefSeq and is a predicted model, not a curated record. Bases 95 to 286 code for a protein of 63 amino acids. The transcript has a single exon.